AUAAAUUGAUUAAUUUUAGGACAAAAUUAUCAUAUAUUACGGUAUAUUUUUCUGUUAAUCAACAGUACAAUUGAUGCUGAUGAUGAUGAUGAUAUAGAUGUUAAUAAUUAUGGUAAAUUGGUAAUAAUCACCCUAAUAAUUCACCAAGUAGACGUACAGAGGUAAACUCUUCAAUUUUCCUACUGAAAAUAAUAAAGAGAAAAUUACCUAGACUAACUAACCUAUGAUUUAUAAGAAAUAACUACAGUAACCCAUCAAAUUUGUUAAUACUCACAUAACCUAUUAAUCAACUAAAUAAUUUAAUAUUCCCAAAAUUACCCUUUUAGAAUUUGAUUUAAAACAGUUUUACUUUCCUAAUUUACUUGAAAAUUAAAUCUUUUAAAUUAUUAAAUUAUUGAACUAAAUUAAACAUUCCAAAUUAAACUUUGAGUAAUAAUUUACUUUCCUAAUUUACUUUAUGAUUGUUGUUUUAUAUAUUAGUGAUCUUAGUAAAAUAAAGAAAUUUGAAAUAGCAACUUCACUUUAGUUUUUUUCCCUUGUCGUCAUAGAAACAUCACAUUGAGUUUCCAGCCAAAAGUGAGUUAUAGAUCGUGACCAAGUAAACUAGGACUUCGAUAUACAUCCAUCUUCAAACUACCACAAUGAGUUAGGUUUUUGAAUUUGACUCUUCUUCCUCUAAUCCAUUAUAUAUCUGUUUUUUUAUGAACUCAUGUUAUUUUCAUUCUUUUUCAAUAACGUGUCUGUUUUUUAAUUUUUUUUUUAAUUUUUUUUAGUGUUGUUUUAUUAACUUGCGAGAUUCUUUAGUUAAGGUUGAAUAUUUUAUUAAUGCAGAUUUUAUGCUAAUGUACAAAUAUCUCAUUGGUUUAAAAGAAAUCUACCAAAUUAACAUGUACAGUUUGUUAGUAUGUACUUAAUGUUAAUCCACUGAUUAUCAGCAGACGUCAUAUCAAUCAAGCAGACAAUACUCUAGCAUGUGGAUCAUCACCAUACAACAAACUAAUCUAUUGCUUCAUAUUAUGAAGUUAAAGUCUGUUGAAACAUGUAGCCAUUAUAUAAGUCUACCAAAUUCACUCGUGAAGUCUGGUAUACACUUGUCGACCUUAUGCUUAUCCACCGAUUAUAAGCAAACAACAAACUAAUCUACAGGUUUCAGAUAUUAUGUCAGUAAAAUCAUGUAGACACUAUAUAGCCAUUACACAAGUCUACCAAAUGCACAUGUAAAGUCAGCUAUAAAACAUACACUUUGUACUAAUCUACCUAUUAUAAGCAGACAACAAACUAAUCUACAUGUUUAGAAUUUCAUGUUUUUAAAAGCAUGUAGACACUAUGCAAGUGGCUGUAGUCUUGUAGACAAAAUAUAAGUCUACCAAUUUCUAAUCUACCAUAAACUUCUAGACAUUACAAUAAGUUUGAAAGAUUUUGCUUUCUAUCAAAAUUACACAACCUUCAUGUUUUUUCAUCUUCUACAUAUAUAUAAAGUUGUUUUAAACUUACCUAGAUCGUUAUAGAUAUUCAGUCUUGGAUUUCUUGACUUUUUGUAUUUUACCAUGUUUUUCAAAAGUAUAUAGAUAUACACAAAAAAAAAGUUAAACAAAACAUAUCGUUAUCUAGUAUUACAUAUUAUAGAGCUGAUAUAAAAAGUCAAUACAAGUUACUGAUUUCAUAAAAAGGUGAUAGAAUUAUAUGAAACUUAUGUGCAAUUAUAAAUUUCUGUUUUAGUGAAAAAGUUGUUUUAAAAUUAAAAUAUGUUUUAAGAAGCAAUCAAUAUUGUUUUAAGUGUUAUAUUUAACAUUAAUUUUAUUUCCAUUUCAUUAAAUACGAAUUUUGUUUAUUUUAUUUAAGAAAUUUUAUUAUUCUCUUAUUUUUUAUAAAGUAGAUAUAGAAAACCAAUCAUGUAUUUAAAAAUAAUAUAGUAAAAGUAUAUUCAUAAAAUUUUGGAACACUUUUACUAUAUUACCCUUGGCUAUUUAAAAUAUUUAUUAGGUUAUUGUAGCAAAUGUCCCUAUAAUAAAUUCUUUAGAUUUUUUUGCUUGGACUGCUAAAAACUGAGAAGUUAUAGUUGAUGAUAAGAGUUUCAAGGCUUCUAAUCAAAUGUUGUAGAAUAAAAGAUGUCAAACCAGUUCUAAGUAAUUCUAAAGUAAAGGAAAUGCAAGAUCAUGCUUAAUCUAAGUGAUAUCAAUUGGUGAGAUGAUUUUUUUAAUUAGAUUACUACUAAUAUGCAAUAAAGGGCAAAUCUUUCUUUCUGAAUAUGAAACAAGAGGACUCAUUGGGCUAGGCAUCUGAUCUUGGGUGAUAUAUAUCCAAUCUAGAGGUGGGAAGUUUUCAAUCUAACACUUUCCUUAUGCCUAGACACUAAGCUAAACAAACUCUAUCUCUAGAUGAAUGUUCUUUUGAUAAAGCAACUCAAGCAUCUAAUCUCUUAGGUUGAAUGUUACUAAAUCAAACAUGGAGAACAAGUCUAAUAGCAAUCUUAACUCCUUUAGCAACUAAUCUCUUAGGUAAAGCAAGCUAAAAUCAUUGAAGAGUUGGUUAAGGCAUUUCAACAUACACCUUGCGGGUAGGAAAUGCCUAGAAAUCUAUUUUAGUAUGAUCAUGACUAAAAUAGCAUUGAGAACCCUCAACAAGCAAGGAAACAAGUAGAUCUAGCACUAAACACCCUAGAUCUUCUCUAAUCACCCUUAAUCACCCUAGCCCAUGAAUCCAAAGAUGACUACUCACUAAUCUUCAUGAUAAAUCCAAUAAUCAUUGAUGAUCUGGUGUUAAUCAUGAUUAGUGAUCAAGAUAAUCAAAUAAUCACAAGAGAUAAUGAUCAAGAUUAGAUAUUUUUACCUAAAAGGUUCUUUGUGAUUAGAUAGAAAACAUGAUAGGCCCUAACUUUAGGAUUACAAGAGUAUUUAUAUGUCUUUGGUAAACCUAAUGGUUUCCAUUAAAAAGUCUAAAAAGCCCUUUAAAAACAUUAAAAUUUGACUAAAGAUAAGUCUCGAUUCGGGUAAGAUCUGUUGGCUGCAACCCGCGCUAGCUUCCCCGCGUCAACUCGUCGUUGCGCCUUCAGUUCGUACGUGCGGGUGCAGCGUCCCGCGUCGUCGUCCCCGCGUGAUCCAUCAACGGCUCCUUACGCGGGUAAGGAAACCCGCGUGCUUCACCCCGCGUCAAGACGUCGAGCAAGCUCCAUUCUCGUGUGUGCGGGUGUGGCUUACCGCGUGAUCCAAGCCGCGUUGAAGCUCUCCGUUGCCUCAUGUUGACGUGGGAUAGUCAACCCGUGUGACUUCAACCCGCAGUGCACUCAUCAUACUCGACCAAACUUCGUUCUUCAACUCUUUUCGAACCACAAUGCUCUUAAACACCUCAAAUCACUCUAUGGGACACUCCAUUACCUAAUUAAGACAUAUGAAUACAAUAUGGAUUCUAAAGAUGCUAAAUUCCUAAUCUAUUUGAUCAAUGUAUGCAAUAUGGAUGGUUAAAACAGUGUAAAUAUGCAAAAUAUCAAUAGUAUACGUUAUUACAUCAAUGAUGCAAUGAUCUUCUCUUAUUAUGGUAUGUCCCUGCAAAAUGAGCGGUCAAUAGUUAGUCCAACAUUGAUUAUACAAUUAAAAUUAAAUUUAAAUACAAAAAGGCAAAGAAAUCAAACUACUUAAAAAUGACACAUGUUUUAUGGUAUCAAUUGAAGAUCAUUGCACCAAUCCCCUAAACAUUAUAUGAGAAAUGAUUUGUUAUGUGUCAUCAUCACAAUGAUUUAAAAAGAUAUGACAUAACAUACUAGCAAUAAUGACAUGACAUACUAACAAUAAUGACAUGAAUUGAAACUAAUUGUGACAUGAACAGUUAUAUUUAAUGUUGAUUUAUGUUUUCGAUAAGUUUUACAGAAUAUGAUAAUAAAUCAUAGAUCAUCAUUAAUAUAACAAUAAAUAAUAUUAUAGUAGAAACAGAAAUAUAAUAUUAUUUUACAAUUAUAUUUUUAUAAUUAUAUAACUUUUAUUAAUAAAACAAUUCUUCUAAAUUUUAUGCAGUUUUUUUAAAAAGAAUUGUAAUUUUCUAAUCCCAAUGCCAUUAGUGUUUUUAAUACCUAAAAUUAUAAAAAUAUUAUUUAUUUUACGUUUUGAUAGUUAUAUACUUAAAAAUUUUCUCUUAGUUUUAUAGAAUUUGAUUUAAUACAUUUUAGAUUAAAAAUAAUUUCAAGACUAUAGUUUUAAAUGUAUACAUAUAUAUUAUUAAAAAUAUUUUAAAUUUUUUUGACAUAAAAAUAAAAAUAUUUAUGUCAUCAUAAUUUUAUAUAUAACUAAAUUAAAUUUGAAUUUAAGUAUUGUAAGCAAAUAUUAAAAUUUACAAAUUAGCAGAAUUUUAUUUUUAAAUAUAAUUAAUUUUUUUUAAUAAUUAGGAAAACACCUAGUUAAACAUUAAAACAUCUUGUCUAACGCAUAAAAUGGCAAUCGAGUGUCAAAAGUUUCUUCUCGAGUGAAAAACGGGUUUGCACAAUAUUUCAGAAUAUUGAAUUGGUGUUUAUACUAUCACAAAUUAGUUGACCCAAAUUUUUUUUGCAAACAUCGGUUAUCGUGUAUGAGUUAUUAUGAGGUUGUAAUGUUAUUAAAACACUUCGAACCAAAAAUUUCAAACCGUUCAAUAAUUUUAUUAAAUACUUCAAACUAAAAAUUUCUUAAGCGAUAGUUAGAUUGCACUUGAAUUUCGGUUUUAUAUACUUAGUUAUCCCCUACGUUAAAUAAAACAUUUUGGUCCUAAAACGCUAUAUAAGUAUAUAGAUACAUUAAAAAUGACAUGGAGUCCUUCCUUGAGUACAUUAAACAGUAAACACAUCCACCAUUCAUGCUCGAAGAUAAAUCAUUCAUUUAUGAAUUAUAAAGACCAGACAAUACUAUUCAAGAAAAUACUCCACAAGACUGGUAAUAAUUCAUUGUAAAUUUGUAACAAAGAUUUUACCAAAAAAAAAAUAUAACAAAGAAUGUGUGUAGAAGAGUGAUUUAAGUGUAUUGGCAUGGAGAUUUGAGAUUUGAAAAGGAUAAGUGCAUUGACUCCACAAGAUUGGUAAUUAACUAGUUUCAAAAAAAAAAAGAUUGGUAAUUAACUGUCUUUGUGGGAAGAAAAGAAAGAAGAACAGAAAAGUCAGCAAUUCAGACAUUAGAAAAGAAAGGUACGGACAGUCUGCCAUAAUGUGAUCAGUCACUCGUCAAAUCAUCUAUUUUAUUUGUUUGUUUGUUAAUUUCUCUUUUUAUUUUAUUAUCUUUUUCUGUAACUAUACGAUUGUUUAUUUCUUCUUUUUUGUAACAACGAUUGUUUAUUUCUCUUUUUCUAUAACUAACAAAAGUCUAAUAUAAAUUGUUUCUCAACGCAAUGAAAUUAUAUUUCUCGAGUCAUAUAAGAUACUGCAUUUGAAAUUCAACUCACUUUGUUAUAUAUAUAUACAUAUAUAGUUACGUAAAUUAUAUAUAUAUAUAUAUAUUUAAUUGUCAUGAACAUAUCAGUUUAUUUAUGUUUCUGUCAAAAUUAUAAUUGCCUUUUCAUGAACAUAUCAAUUUAAGAUUUAUUAUAUCAAUAUUUAUAAUAUAAUACAUCUAAAAUCUUUAUUACCAGCACAUAUAUAGUUACGUAAAUUAGAAAUAAACAACUUAUUGUAACCAACAACGAAAAUAAUGAACUUUCAAAAUUACCAAUUUAUAUACUAUGAUAUUUAUGAAACUGUAUAUUAUUAUUAAUGGUACUACUAUUUUUAGUAAUAAACACAUUAAUAUUACACAGUUAUAACUAUAUAUAAUUAUUUAGUGUCCGGUAUUAGAUAAUUAGAACGUUAGUAUUGGUGGAUAUCUCAAAGAACAAAAAUAAUAAAAAAAUACUAAUAAAAAGAAAGAAAAAAAUGAGAGAGAGUCUAAGUUAUUUGUAAGAAACUCAUUCUAUAAAUAUCACUCUUUUAUUUUUUAAUAUUUUUAUUAAAAUAUAUUGUGAGACUCUAUUGAGGUUCUCACGUAUUUUCAUUUGACCAGUUGAAAUAAUAUCAGCUUUAAACCGAUUUGGAAAAUUUUUAAGUUAGAUAUUCGACGACUACCUAAUUCUAGAGGAAUAAGUCAUAUAUAUGGUAAAAAACUGGAACACCAAUUAGUUAUUAAAGUAUUAGUUUACAAAAAAUUAUUACUCAAAAGUAUACUUUUUCUCGAGAAACAUAUAAUUUUAGCAUAUCUUGAGUUGAAUAGGUGAUAGUUUCCAUGUGGUGGCAAAUUUGUAACAUGGACUAAUAAUGCAUGAGUUUGACAUUCAUUUUAAGAUUACAGUUCAUAUGGUCCAUCUUUGCAAUUACUUCAUCUAUUGGUACGUCGCUGUUGUAGGUUUACGAAUCUUAAUUUGCUUAAAGAUUAGUGUAUAUAUUCGUACGUGUACGUGAAUAAAAUUAAAUCUUGCAAUGUGCAAUGAAAUGUUUUCAUAGAACUUUUGUUUUAAAAGAGAAAGGUGGGGACAAAAGAGAGGAAAUGUCGAACAGCAAAACAGCUGUUUGGUAUUUACCAACAGUUCAUGAUUUAAUAAGAAUGUUGACAGAACACUACACAUUUAUGUGUAUGGAUACAAAUUAUAAAAUUUAUUUCUGAAAUGAAAAACUGAAAAAGAGACUGUUAAAAAGAAAUGCAGAGGCAAAUUGCAAUUUGUCUGCAUGCAUGCAUUUAUAGUCUUGUCUCUUUAUUUGUUUGUUUUUUACCAAUUUUUUUUCAAAGUCUCUUAGUUUGUUGUCCUCUACAUUCUACAAAGAAGAAAAAGAGAAAAAUAUCUAAAAACUAUAGUGAACAUAUUAAGCAUCUAAAUAUUAUAGUUUAAGUUAAUUGUACUAAUCAUAUCGUUUAAUUAGGUCUGUAUCACAUGGUCAAAUAACUACAUGCAAUGAUCAAAUCAAAACGUUGUGGUUGUUCUGAAUGUUUGAAAACUUGUAAAUCUAAAUUAUAUAUAUAUAUAUAUAUAUAUAAUUAACUGACAGUUGUGUUUUUAAAAUGAAUUCGUCAUGAAAUUGGAUUUUGAUGAGUAUCGUUCGAAAUUUAGAUACAUAUUCCUUCUGUUUCAUAAUAGUUGAUAUUUUAGAAGAUGUUUGUUGUUUCAAAAUAGAUGAAGUUUUGAUAUAUUUAUAUUAUUUUUAACUUUACUGAAAACUGUGUAACCAAUUAGAUUUUACAGUUAUUUUUUAAUUGGUUGAAUAAUUUUUAAAUUAUAUUUGUAAAAUUACUUUUUAGAGAAAAAUAAAUUUUUUAAUCUUUGUGAAAUGAGUCAAAACAUCAUCUAUUAUGAAAUAGAUGGAGUAAUAUUAUGUUUUUAUGUUUUCAAAAAAAAAAAAAUAUUAUGUUUUCAUUAGCAAAGCCGACCAAUAAAAUGAAAUUUAGUUAUAUGAUAUAGAUCACAGGAACAUCCUAGUUUAAUUUCUACCCAAAACAUCUAUUUUAUCUAAGUUUUUAGGGUUAGCUAUAGAAGUUUUUCGUUCAUAUGCUAUUAAUUAUUUCUAGAUGAAUGAUUAAUUGAUCACUCUUUGAUUCGGGGUGGUACCGGGUUUCUCCUGCCUUCUUUGGUGCGAGUCGGUGGUGUGAUAUUUCUCAACGAAUUAUUCCUUUCUAAAUAAGAGUUCUAGUCAAACGCAUGGAAGGUUUCCAUAAUUCUAAGGUGGUGUUAUGCUAUAAUCUGAACGGGUGUUGAUGCAAUCGGUGGUGUUCAUGGGAUGACAUCGGUGGUUUAGUUCUGCAACUUCUAUUGAAUUUGGGUUGCUUUCGCAGUGUGUGUUAAAGACCAAUCACAUUGAAUCAGGCUUUAGGCAACCAAAUUUUAGCGAGUUCAUACUCACGAAUUUACCAUGGUCCUAAAGUGCGAGUUAAAGAAAAUGAUCGGACAAUGCUUCUUCGCUUAUGCCACCCUAGCUAGUUAUUACUUUUAGUUGCUAUUGAUCUUUCUUUCCUUAGGCUAUUGUGUUUAAGGAUAUUUUAUUGGAUUAGGAGUUUGGAAUGAUUUCAUUUUCUUUCAAAUUUGAGUUAUUAGAUUUAGCAUUUUUUUUAAGAAAAUCAUAUAUAAUCAAUGAUUAUUAAAUUAGUCAUUUGUACAAAAAUUUAAAAUUCCAGCUUAUUAAAAUUAAAAAUUUCAUCAAGAAAAUCUAUCAAAUAAAAUUUGAAAGUAUUUGGAAAAUAACUAAUAGUUAAGAUUAAUUAUUGCCACUUCUUAUGAUGAUAUUUGAAAGUAUUUUCGAAAUUAAAAAUACUUUCAAUCUUAAAAAUAUCAAAAUUCUUUCAUUUGGAAAUCGAAAUUUAAUACGUUUCAAGAUCAUCAUUUCAAUUCUAUAGAAAAAUUGAUAAAAUAAUUAUAUAUCAUUUUUAAUGAUUUGUAAAAAUUGAAAACAUAAUUCUCAGUUUUCUUGAAGUCAAGAUAAUAUCCUUUAUUUUGCAUCAAAGAUCUUUCUAUUUCCAAAAAAAAACAGAGUUACGUUUCUUUUCCAUUUUCAUUCAAAAGUUCUUAUGUGUUUUCACGUCCAUUUAAGAUUCAAAAUAUUUCAUGAUUCUCUUGUAACUAGGUCCCUAGAACUACACAAAUCUUUAGUUGGAAUGAGAUUCUAACUUCUCAUCUUUUGAGAUUUUGAAGUUUAGUAGUUAUUCCGCUUCAAAGUUAAAUUCUCAUAAAACAAACUAGCGGGUUGAUGGAUCAUAUUACCCUAGGAAGAUUAUAGUAAUACAUCCAUUUGAUUUUGAAAUAUUAAUAAGUAAGAUUACUUAAAACUGAAUAUUUUUAUAUUAUAUUAGAAAAUAAGAUAUAAACCAAGUAAAAUUAUCAGAUUUUUAAUCAUUUGAUUUAUUAGUCAUUAUUAAAUCAUUUAAAAAUUUAAAGAAAAAAUAUUACCAAAUCAUUAAUAGUUUCUUAAGUCCAACAAAAUUUAAUGAAAUUUUCUCAAAAUCCUUACAUAUACCAAAAUCAUUUAAACUCCUAGCUAGUCCAAUAAGCCCUAGGUUUUUGUUGUAGUUUUUAUUUCUUCUUUUCCGCAACUACUAUAUUUUGUAAUUUUCUAUAAAAAAAAAAAGAUCGUUGAUGAAAUUGAAAUUUUUACCAAACAAAUAUCCUUUAGGUUUAGGCGCCCCAAAAUGAAAAUCUAGAAUCAAGAAUGUUGACAGUGAGCAUAGAGAGAGAGAGGGGUAGACAAGGCCUUAGAGCCUGCAGACAACUAGUAGGUGCGAGUGCUAAUGCAUGCAAUCUUUUUGCAUGCAGACGUUAUAAAGUCAAAUGCUCAGGUUCUGGAGAUUCUAAACAGACAAUUAUAUAGUUAUGUGAUAUUUGAAGUACGUUUGUAUGUUACAGUUUAUAAGAAGUUGUGAAACUAACACAUGUCAACGCAUACAUAACAAAGAUGUGGAGUCAGUUACAUAAAAAUUAAGUAUAAUAAUGCUUCUAAAUAAACAAUUAGUUUUCGUUAGGUUAUAAAUUAUAAUGUGUGCGUAGAUCAUGAGAACAAUUUAAUACAUAUAUGGCUGGCUACUGGCUACAUAGAACGUGUAUGCUUCAUUUCACAUGGUUGUACAGAUUUACUUACUUGUCUGUCCAUGUAAAGAUUGGAGAAAGUUUACCCAUUUUCCUUUUAAUAUGAUGAGUCAACGUCAUUCUGUUGAGAGAACUAUAUCAUAAUAAAGCAAUUAUGACAUAAUCAUUUAUGUUUCUCCUCGUUCUCCUUCUAUCCUCUCUCUACAAACAUGCGUAUAUAUCUAUUCAUUCACAGAUAUACACAUAUUUAUUGAUUCUAGGUCUUGAUAUGAUUGAUCACAUUCUGUGGAUCUUUAUCGUUCAUUAUCUUUUUUGGUAGUUUUUUAAACUAUACUUUUUUUCAAAAAGAAAAGUUUUAAAAAUUAUGAAAAUGUAUUUUAUUAUUUGUUAAUGAGAAUUAUCAUUUUCGUGUACAGUUCAGUUCUAACCUUUAUAUAGGAAAAAAAAAAUACAACUGAUUAGUUAAGGUGUUUUCAUUUUCGUACAGAGACGGAUCAGUCAAUGUCUUAAUUAAUCAUAUGAGGGAAUUGUACAUUUUUGUUAACGUAUUGAAUGAUCCAUCUCGAGAAUCCAUGCACCUCAUUGUUCCUCUUUGAUUUUUGUUCUUGUUCUUUCCUGUCUCGCUAGGUCUUCUUAUAUUCCUAUAUAUUAUUAAUUGACAGACGACGUCGGCCGUAAGAUAUUCAACUAAGAUGUAUAUUCAUAAUUAAGCAUAGGCUUUUGAAUAUUUGGUUCGUUUCAUUCUUUCAAUUAUAUAUAUAUAUAUAUAUAUAAUAUAAAAACCAUUAAUGUAUUUUAUAAUUUAGAUUAGUUUGAUUCGAUUUUUUAUUUUUAGUAAAAGUAGGAAUCGCAAGAAUUGAUGAGUUUUAGCCCUUUUUCAAAAAAAAAAGAAAAUUGAUGAGUUUAUAUAUGUUACAGUUAAGUUAAUAGCAGAUAAUUUUAAUGAAAUUAGUUCAAAUGGUUUAAAUAAAAAUAUCAAAUAAUUUUAGGUAUUUCAAAUAAAAUUAUUUGAGUAGUUCAAUUUUCUGUUUUUGGUAAUAUUCAGUUGAGUUUGGUUAUUUGAUUAUUUCAAUAUAAACAUAACUAUUGUUAUUUAUACAUUUAUUUUUAAUAUUUAAUUAAUUUAAAUUUAAAGACAGCUACUAUUUUAAGUGUAUAAAUCGUAUUUUGAAUUACAUACUCUACUCAUUCGGUUCUAGUUUCAUAUCAUUUUUUAAUAUUUCAAAUAUGGAAAUGUAGAAGAUGUUCAGCUAUUAAUGGUUAUGUGGUUUGGUUCGAUACCUUUUAAUUCGGUUUAAUUUUUCAAUUCAGAGUAAUAUGCACCUACUUACCAUAGAGUGAAACUAUUGUUUUAACGAUUAUUCUUUAUUUGAAACCAAUGAUGUUCCAUUAUUUGCAAAACAUUUCAAAAUAGAAUUGUUCAUAGUUAUGUGCCAUUGGAUUAUAGAUGGCAGAUCUCGGCAGUAUUAAUAUGCUAUUGUAUUAUUGUCUCCUUUUGUACAUGUAUUAUUAUUGCUUGACAUCAUUAAUAUAUUACUGUAUAUUGAAUGUGAAAACUCCCGACAGAAAAGAAAAUUGAAAGUGAAAAUUAUAGUUAUUCAAAAAGAAAUAUCCCCAUAUGCAUAUAAGUACUAUAUUCAAAUUCACAAAGUACGUUUGUUACAAUUUGGAGCAUAUGGAAUGGGACAGUGUCAAUGCAAAAUGCAUCAUAACAUAAGAAACAAUAUAGUACAAUGUUCUUUAUUAUGUUUAUUUUUUGUCUAACUCUUUGCUCUCUUGCGUCCCUUUCCAAUGCACUUUAAUAUUAAAUGAAGUUUUCCCAUUUUCUUGCUAAACUUAUAGUCUUAUUUCGGGUAUAAAUAACCUUAUCCAUAUACAAAGUAUCAAAAGGUGGAGAGGUAUCAUAACAAUUAGAGGACAUACACAAAGCAAAAUAUUUUGUUAAAUAGAGAAUGAGUCCAGUGGCUGCAACGAGGUGGUGCCCGACGCCUGAGCAACUGAUGAUCUUGGAAGAGAUGUACCGGAGCGGCAUACGGACUCCUAAUGCGGUGCAGAUACAACAAAUCACAGCUCAUUUAGCUUUUUAUGGACGUAUCGAAGGCAAAAACGUCUUUUACUGGUUUCAGAACCAUAAGGCGAGAGAUAGACAGAAGCUGAGGAAGAAACUCGCUAAGCAACUUCACCAACAACAACAUCAUCUCCAACUCCAGCUCCAACACAUCCAGCCCAACCCAAUAUCUCAACCACUUAGUAACAUCAUUGAUCCUCAUAAUCAUUACCAUCACCAUUAUAAUCAUCAUCGUCCUUAUGAUCAUAUGUCUUUCGCUUGCUGCUCUCAGCCUUCUCCCAUUUGUCUUUCUCAUCAGGCCAUUGGAGUAGAAGCUCAAAGCAAAGUGCUGAGUGAACAUUACUGCAACAAAAGUGGACGUGAGGAUAUGUUGAUGCAAAAACCAAUCACGGGUCAAAACACUUCGUACGGUCGAGAUUGGAUGAUGAUGAUGAUGGAUAUGGGCCCACGACCAUCAUAUCCCUCAUCAUCAUCAGUACCCGUUCCAUAUUGCAACAUGAUGAUGAACAGUCCAAAGAUACCACUAAAAACCCUCGAACUCUUCCCAAUCUCAUCCAUCAACUCCAAACAAGACAGUUCCAAACUUUAAAGAAAAAACAACAACAAUAGAGAUUCUGCAGGUGUUUCAUUCAUGUAUGAUGCGUCAAUGGCUACUACGAGGACGCGUGUAUUUGGGGGUAAAGUAAUAGCCGUUGGACAAAAUUACAUGACAUCUCUCUCUCUCUCUCUUUUCUUUCUUAUGUCUCUAUCUCAGCAGUAGAAUUAAUGGGAAGUUUUAAUAAUUUAUAGAAAUAUGUUUUUUACAAGUUGCUUGAUGGAGUUGGGACUUGAGAGCUAUUAUGAGUUGUAAAAUUGGGUAUCUUGGUUUCUGCAAUUGCAUGCAUGUGUAGGCUAUUGUCUUUAGGACUAGACAAUGAGAAAGUUCUCAUUUGUCUAAUGUGUAACAUCACUCUUUAUUUUGAUGUGGUCACCUUUCGCUUUGAUGUGUACCAUGAUUCUUCCCUUUUUGUUUUUAUUUUACUUUCCCAUGAUAAUAAUAAUUGAAUAGUGAUUACAAACUUUCUUGAUUUCGAUAAACUAAUUGAUGCCAAACUUCACAUCAUGUUAAUAUACUUUCGUAUAUAUAUAUAUAUAUAUAUAUAUCCGCCGUAAAUGUAAACACAUGUUUCGGUUUUAUUAUUAGAUGAUAUUUUUUUUUUCAAAAAGAGAUUAAUAUUUGAAGGAACAAAUAAGAAAUAUUUUAAAUAAAAACAAGAAAGGAAAAGAAAUUAUGAAACAUGAUGAAUAUAUAUAAGGGCUUAUUUGCUAAAUUACCAAAAAAAAAGGUGAUAUUAGAUUUUUAGAGAGAGAGUAGAGAGAGAUAGGAUGAGAAAGUAGGAGAGAGUGGGUGUUUUUAGUUAGUUAUGGACUGUUUGUUUUACCAUUUGUCAUCUCCAUCCAAAUGAUUCAUUUGUAUGAUCUAUUCAAAUGAUCCAUUCAGAUUUUUGUGAUUGUUUGUUUGUCCAUCCAUAUAGCUCAUCUAAAUGAAUCAUCUAAAUGGAUCUUAUGUUUGUUUCUUUAUUUUUAUUUUCAUUCAAAUGAGUUUAGUAAACAAAUUACCAAAAUACACUUGUGUUGAUUUAAUCAUAUGUUUGAUAUUAAUUUUAACUAUAUUACAUUUA
This is a messenger RNA of Brassica rapa (field mustard), 13218 nucleotides long. RefSeq names its product WUSCHEL-related homeobox 3. Gene Ontology annotation, molecular function: DNA binding; DNA-binding transcription factor activity. The record is from RefSeq and is a predicted model, not a curated record. Lineage: Eukaryota; Viridiplantae; Streptophyta; Magnoliopsida; Brassicales; Brassicaceae. Gene Ontology annotation, biological process: plant organ development.